CACCACUGCUGCUCGGCCCACCACCUCCACCACGAGACCUACGCCAAGCAAGACCACCACUGUGCUCACCACUACUGCACCAACCAGCAAGCCUACCACAACACCAACCACCACCAGCCAGUCCACAUCAACCAAGACCACCCCUGCGCCAACCACUGCCUGGACCACACCAACCAAGACCAGUACUGUGCAGCCAGCCACCACCACCACCUCCACCACCACCACCACCCAACCAAGACCACUGCCCCACGGCCAACUACUACCACCCAGCGCCCAACCAGCCCUGCACGGGUAGUGCCGCCUACCCCACCCCUCCCAUCCAGCCCUGCACACCCCUCAACCCCAGUCCCCCAUCUGUCCUGUCCUCGCACACAUGUGCCCUGCCGUGACGGCACUGAGUGCGUGGCCCAGGAAUACAUGUGUGAUGGGGAGAAGGACUGUGGGGAUGGCUCUGAUGAGGACGGGUGUGCCCAGCUCUGCGACACUCCAGGCAGCAACAGGGCUGGCCUCACUGCUCAUGGUGACCUAGAUGUGACUGAGCUGAGAUUGCCUCAGUCGCCUUGCUUGAGACCUAGGCUGCUGGAGGGGCCUUCCACUGUGCGAAUGGAGUCACUUGUGUUGAGGCUGGAGAGCGCUGCAAUGGGGCCCGAUGCCUCAGAUGAGGUGGGCUGCUGGACCCCCUCUCGGGAGUGCGCCCUGCGCUGUGAUGCUGCCACCCGCUGCGUCCCCGAGAGCUGGCUGUGCGACGGCCACGCCGACUGCCUGGACCGCACCGACGAGCAGGGCUGCGUGCCAAAGGAGUGCAGUCCAGCCGAGUUCUCCUGCCGGAGCGGGCAGUGCGUGGCCCUGGCUCUGCACUGCGACGGUGACAGUGACUGCCAGGAUGGCUCGGACGAGGAGGGCUGCGCUGUUCCCCGGCCGCUGCUCUGCCGCGCGGGCGAGGUGGCGUGUCCCAGCAGUGGGGAGUGCGUGCCGGAGGCAUGGCGCUGUGAUGGUGCUGCCGACUGCAGGGAUGGCACAGACGAGCAGGGCUGCCCCUGGGAGGAAGGGCUGUGUGGGGACCGGCAGUGGAGCUGCUCCCAUGGCCAUGAGUGCAUCCCUGAUGUGUGGCGCUGUGACGGAGAGAGCGACUGCACGGAUGGCAGCGAUGAGGCUGGCUGCCUGCCUGCUCCCUGCCAGGGUCACGAGUACCCAUGUGGGCUGGGGACCUGCCUGAAUGCGUCCCUGGUGUGCGAUGGCCGGCAGGACUGUGCGGAUGGCUCAGACGAGGGGGGGAACUGCUCUGUGCCCUGCCAGCGGUCCUGUGCUCGUCUCUGCUACCCCUCGCCCCAGGGCCCUCGGUGCUGGUGUGACCCAGGCUAUCGGCUCACUGAGGAUGGUCUGUCCUGCAUGGACAUAGACGAGUGCACAGAGCAGGGCGAGGGAGCCUGCAGCCAGACAUGCCUCAAUGCCCCGGGGUCCUACAGCUGUGGCUGUCUCCCCGGCUACCUGCUGGAGCCUGAUGGCCGUGUCUGCAAACUCACUGGACCAGAGCCCAUGUUGCUGGUGGCUGUGCAGUCAGAGGUGUUGUCCUAUGGCCUGCGGAGUGGGCGUGAGGAGCUGCUGCUGGCCACUGACAAGGAUCGCGUUAUCUUCUCGCUCGACUAUGACCUGGUGGAGAGGAAAGUCUUCUGGAUGGACCUGGCCACAGAGAGCAUCCGCUGGCAGGACCUCGACUCGGGCAAGAAAGGCACACUGGUGAAAGGUGUGAGAUCAGACUGUAUAGCAGUGGACUGGCUCGGGAGGAACCUGUACUGGACAGAUGGGCAUGUGCUGGCCACUCGCCUGGGGGCUGCCUGGCGAGGGAUACCAGAGUACACUGUGGUGAUGGAUGGAGACCUGGACCAGCCCCACUCCCUGGUGCUCCAGCCUUUGGCAGGGGUGCUCUACUGGUCAGAGGUGGGGAGGCACCCACGGCUGAUGGAAGCCACCAUGGAUGGGAGUUGGCGGCACGUGCUGCUGGCGCAGGGACUGGGCUGGCCCACAGCACUAGCCCUCGACCUCCCCACCUGGAGGAUCUUCUGGCUGGAUGAGAAGCUGGGCAGCAUCGGUUCUGCACGUCUGGAUGGCACCAGUGUGAAGCUAGGCUGGGUCCGGAGCCCCUUCGCAGCAGCGGUGUGUGAGGGGCAGCUCUACUGGUCGGCGAUGGCGGCAUGGUCUGUGCAGCAGGUGGACAAGACCAGUGGCAAGAACAGGACUGUGCUGCUCAAGCGACACGGGCAGCCCCACGGCCUCCUGGUCUACCUGAAGGACCUGCCCAAAACGGCUGGAUUCCAAGGUCUUCCUCCUCACCGAGUGCUGCCCUUGGCCAAGGUGGGCCGCUUGACGGCUGUCGACUACACAGUGAAAGACAAGAGCCUCUACUUUGCGGAGGUGGGAGGCGACUCCAUCGGGCUGCUGCGCUUGAAGGACUGGGGGCGGCUGUCCUGGAAGCAGGCGGGGGAGAGAGGCACCAUCAGCAGCAUCGAGCUGGAUGGAUCCCACUUCCAGGUGGUGCGAGAAGGGCUGCAUGGCCUCUCGCUCUUUGCCAUCGGAGAAGGCUUUCUGCUCUGGAGCACGACCUCAACCAACAGCUCCAGCAAGAUCUGGCACAGCCGGCUGGAGCGGGCUGAGAGCUGGUGGUUCCCAAUGGAGGAGGAGUUGGUAGCCAUGAGGAUUUACAGCCAGUUCUCACAGGAAGGCACCAACGGCUGUGCAAAGAGCAAUGGGGGCUGUGCCCAGCUCUGCCUGCCCAACCCCACAGGGCGGCUGUGCCGCUGCUCUCCUGGCUACCACCUGGUGCGUGGGGUGGCCUGUGCGCUGGCACUGCCCUGCCCGGCCCCGCUCCACGCCUGCGCUGACCUCCAGAGCUGCAUCUCCAGGGAGCAGGUCUGCAAUGGGCAUCCUGACUGCGCUGACGGCUCAGAUGAGUCUGACUGCCCCUCUGUGGAGGUGGGGACACAGGUCCCUGCUGUGGCACCAUCAGGAAUAUCCCAUGUGGAAGAACAGAAACCAGCCUUACCCACAGCUGCACCCAAGCCUCAGCAGCCCAGCCUCAGCCUGCCCACAGCCCCUGGCCCCUGGGAGCAUGGAGAGCCCUUCCUGGUACCCCCCAGCACCGAGGAGGUGCUGGGGGCCGUGCCGUGCAGCAGCGAGACGUGUAACCUGCGCGGGGACUGCGCCAUCGAGGCUGGGCGAGUGACGUGCCACUGUGCCCUGGGCUAUCGUGGUGACUACUGCGAGGAGGCAGAGGUGCAGCCCGUUGCAGGACCUAUUGCUCUGGGGGUGGCCGUGCUCCUGCUGCUCACUGCCGCUGCUGUGGGGGCCCUGGCCUACAUGCGGACACGGGACAGGCGGAGGAGGACCUCAAGCACUGCCUCCACCCGGGUGCUGACCUUGUACCACCGUGAAAGCGACCCUGAGGAAGAAGAUGAGGAGGAGGAAGACCUUCCACCCAAGAGUGAUACCUUUGUGAACGAAGCUUAUGAUGGGAAAGAG
This is a messenger RNA of Tauraco erythrolophus (red-crested turaco), 3516 nucleotides long. NCBI's taxonomy places the organism in Eukaryota, Metazoa, Chordata, Aves, Musophagiformes, Musophagidae. The record is from RefSeq and is a predicted model, not a curated record.